AUGCCAGUCUCUUUUGACACAACGACAACCCCAGACCUGCCAUGGCAUUACAUACCAGCUGGACAGGAAACAUGCAAAGUCCACCUCAUACAAGCUGGCGGGCUCGCGAUUCCGGAAAACAUGGCCUUGCUUCCUGGCCCAGAUAAACCUAAUGAUUCCAGCCAGCAAGCUAAAGAUGAUGAUAAGCCCAAGAAGUAUUACGCUCCGGACUACGUCUUCCUCAUCGAGCACACACCUACCGGUGACAAGUACCUCUUCGAUCUAGGCAUCAGAAAGGAUCUUGAGAACUUACCUCCGUUGAUCUUCAAACAUGUUCUACCAGAGUUUGACUGCGAACCAAAGUCACCAGCAGAAAUUCUGAAAGAUCACGGCACAGCAGAGCAGCAGCCCGAAAAUAUCAAAGCAGUGAUAUUCUCGCACAUGCACUUCGAUCAUGUCGGUGAUGGGGCGAAGGCUGGAUUCGGGAACGCAGAGCUGUGGGUCGGGCCUACGUGCUGUACUUACGCGAGACCUGGAUACCCUGUGGAAGAAGAGGCACCAACACUAAGUGAGACCUUGCCUACGGACGGGAGCAGGAAGAUCGUAGAGACGUUCGUCCCAGACGAGCUUCUUAAGAAUGCAGGAGAUAAGAGAGCGGGGAAGGUCAUGGAAGGCCUCCGAAAGGGACUUUAUAACGCCGUUGCCUUGAAGAAGGCAGACUGGAUUGGCCUUGGGUCGUUCGACCGGGCGUUCGAUGUAUUUGACGAUGGCUCAGCUUAUCUGAUUGAUGCACCUGGCCAUUCACCAGGGCACCAGAUGAUGCUCGUUAGAACGACGGCUAGUUCUGGAGACGACACGUUUGUCCUGCUGGCUGGCGAUUGCUUCCACCACCCAGACAUAUUGAAAGAGCCACGAAGAACUGCUCGCCCGCCAUACUCAAAGACGGGUAUGCACGCAGACCCUGAGCAAGCACUAGACACCAUCUACCGAACCAAGGCGUUUGCUGUGAAAGACAACAUCUGGGUUAUUGCAGCGCACGAUUUCAGCGUGGGCCAGAGCAUCGAACCGGGCGUGAAGGAGAUACAAGGCCUUGUAUCGAUCAAUGACUGGCGAGAAAAGAAGUGGAAGAAGUCAUUACACGAGAAGCUGUAG
This is a messenger RNA of Boeremia exigua, 1131 nucleotides long. Its product is annotated as beta-lactamase-like protein. The record is from RefSeq and is a predicted model, not a curated record. The coding region runs from base 1 to 1131 and encodes 376 amino acids. NCBI's taxonomy places the organism in Eukaryota, Fungi, Ascomycota, Dothideomycetes, Pleosporales, Didymellaceae. The transcript has a single exon.